AUGGCAAUAGAGUUUGACGUGCUCCAAACCAAGACACAUGACGAUAUGAAAGAUCAGCACGUGGGGCUGAACAUCCAGGGCCAUGACAAAUCGAUCACCACUGUAAAGUCCCCAUUCCCACUGGCCAACAAGCAGGCAUACACGGCGUGGGUGGACUAUGCACCAGGGGAUCCUGGCACAGUCCAGGUGUUCCUGGCAAAAACAACAGUGAAGCCUGAGAAGCCGCUGUUAGACAGGCGGCUGUCACUGUGUGCGGUGCUGAAGCCGGGACCACCGCAGCCGCAGGGGGAGGGGAUGCAGCAGCAGCCACGCGCGUUCUAUUUUGGCUUCGUCGCGUCCACCACAGUGAAGCCGUUCAUGGUGCAAAGCAUUCUCCGCUCUGCUCUGCGCACAGACGCAUCCUGGGCAUUCGCAGUGGCGUCAAGCAUAGAAGCAGCAUACGGCAUCGCAACAAAUCUAGAGGCGCCGCAGCUGUCAGUGGACUCACUCUUCACAGCCAUGAAUCUGACCACCCAGGCAGCCAAGUGCACUGCUGGAGGCUCCCCGACUGAUGCCUUUAAGAAGCUGGUGUCUCUGCCUGGUGGUGCCAUCACCAUGGAAGGCAAUAAGGUAUGUCACUAUGGGAUAGCAGCAGUAGUGAAAGCAACAUAUCUGGCUCAGGUAUGUUACUGA
Closterium sp. Yama58-4 is the source of this 672-nucleotide messenger RNA. The record is from the annotation of a GenBank genome assembly. Lineage: Eukaryota; Viridiplantae; Streptophyta; Zygnematophyceae; Desmidiales; Closteriaceae.